Suillus bovinus is the source of this 798-nucleotide messenger RNA. RefSeq names its product cytochrome P450. NCBI's taxonomy places the organism in Eukaryota, Fungi, Basidiomycota, Agaricomycetes, Boletales, Suillaceae. The record is from RefSeq and is a predicted model, not a curated record. Gene Ontology annotation, molecular function: monooxygenase activity; oxidoreductase activity, acting on paired donors, with incorporation or reduction of molecular oxygen; iron ion binding. The transcript has 5 exons. The annotation marks the transcript as partial.
AUGUCCGACUUAACAUUUGGAUUCAAGGCCCUAGGUGCUUUAGUCGCUCUCGUAAUAGCAGGCGGUAUACUCCGCAAUAAGAUACGAUCGAAGUCACGCUUGCCUCUUCCCCCUGGACCCCCUGGACAUUGGCUAUUCGGAACCGCUUUCCCAAGACAAAAUCAAUCUCAACAAUUCGCUGAAUGGAUUAAUACCUAUGGUUCGAUUAUUUCACUUCGAGUCGGGCCCAAGGUGAUGAUUAUCAUCGGCAGACACCAGGAAUCUGUCGACAUCAUGGAAAAGGAAGGUGGUCUUCUAGCGGACCGCCCCCGCGCAGUCGCAGCAGGAGAGAUUCUGUCUGGCGGCCUACGUAUGAUCCUCGCACCUGCAGGAGAGCAGUUCCGGAGACUUCGCAACUCCUUUGCUCAAGUUACAUCAUUCAGAGCCGCACACACUCAUCUUCAAGCAAAGGCCGCAGAAUCAUAUGCGCCCAUCCAGAUGCACGCCGCCCGUGAUGUCAUCCUUGACAUCCUUGAUAACCCUAAAGAACACCAAGCAGCUGCGAAUCGCUAUGCUGCUUCGGUCAUCUUGCGUGUCAUGUAUGGAAAGUCCACGCCCACCGCCAUAGAUGCUCCCGAGAUCAUCGUCAUCCACAAGAUGCUCAAGCGCUUCCAAAAUCUCAUGCGACCCGGUGCGUUAAUGGUAGAACGCUUCCCAAUAAUCAGAUACAUUCCGGGAUACACAAGAGAGUUGAAGGAAUGGAGAAGGGAAGAGAGUCAGCUCUUCCAUGAUCAACUCAAUCGUGUUUCGAAAGAAUUG